GAAUACACUCCAAAAGUCCAAAUCUCUCUCUUUCUCCCUUUCCCCACUCUCUCAAAAUAGCCUAUCAUUUUCUUCAUCAAACCAAAAAAAUCAACCCCCCCCAAAAAAAUGCACAUGCUCUUCAUUCUCCUUCUUCUUCUCAGCAGCUCCUCUCUUUCCGUUACUGGAAAUGCAGAGCUGAGAGCGCUGAUGGAGAUAAAGGCCUCAUUGGAUCCAGGAAACAAGCGGUUGUCGUCGUGGACGGCCGACGGCGACCCUUGCGGCGGCGCAUUCGAGGGAGUCGCCUGCAACGAGCACCGCAAGGUCGCCAACAUCUCUCUUCAGGGGAAAGGCCUCGCCGGAAAGGUGCCGGCGGCUCUGUCGGAGCUCAAGUGCUUGUCCGGUCUCUACCUCCAUUACAAUUCCCUCACCGGCCAAAUUCCGCCGGAGAUUGCUAACCUCACCGAGCUCACCGAUCUCUAUCUCAACGUCAAUCACUUAACUGGCCAAAUUCCGCCUCAGAUCGGAAGCAUGGCUUCUCUUCAAGUGGUGCAGCUGUGCUGCAACAAUCUGACCGGAAACAUACCCGCGGAGAUGGGGCUGUUGAAAAAGUUAAGCGUGCUUGCGCUGGAGAAUAACGGAAUCACAGGGCAGAUCCCUUCCAGCUUGGGAAAUUUGGGGAUGUUGAAGAGAUUGUAUUUGAACUCCAAUCGUCUCUCCGGCCCAGUCCCGAUCCCAUUAGCGAAUCUCGUUUCGUUACAAGUGCUUGAUGUUCGAAACAACACUCUCUCUGGAGCUGUCCCUCUUGCUCUGAGACAUUUGAAUGAAGAAUUUCGUUUCGAAAACAAUCCUGGCUUGUGCGGCUCGGGUUUCCCUUCUCUUCGAGCUUGCACUGCUUGGGACAACGCGAACCAGGCGAGCACGGUCCCUGCAGCGAGCAUACCGCGGUCAGCGCCUCUCCCGUUGAACUGCUCGCACUGCUCUGGCUCCUCGUCGCGUCUCCCACAGAUAGGCAUUGUUGGAGGAGCCAUUGCAGUGACCCUCGCCUUAACCGUGGUGGCAUUGCUCUGCGCUGUGAAAUAUCGUCGUGCAAAGCAGAAAGUCAGCCACAAAUCAGAGACCUCCGAAGAUCAGUUGCACAAGGUUAUGAGCCAUCCCUCGCCUCGAGAAUAUGGCCAUGAGGAGGCAUCUCCUUGUAGCAAGUUCAAUCUUGAAGAGGUGGAAUCAGCUACACAUCAUUUCUCGGAGGCGAAUCUGCUGGGGAGGAGCAAGUUCUCCGCGGUCUACAGGGGAACGCUCAAGGAUGGAGUGGUUGUGGCGAUCAAGAGCAUCAGCAAGUCGAGCUGCAAGACGGAUGAGGACGAGUUCUUCAAGGGGAUGAGCUUGCUCAGCUCUCUUAACCAUGAGAAUGUUGUCAAGUUGAAGGGCUAUUGCUCUUCCAAGGCUAGAGGGGAAUGCUUCUUGAUAUAUGAAUUCGUGCCGGGAGGGAACCUGUCUCACUAUCUUGAUGGGGAAGAUGAUCAUGCCAUCCUUGAUUGGCCAACAAGAGUCUCAAUCAUCCAUGGCAUUGCAAAAGGUAUGGAGUAUUUGCAUAGAAAUGAGUGGAACAAGGGUGGAAUCAUCCACCAAAACAUAUCAGUGGAGAAAGUGGUGUUGGACGAGCAGAUGAGGCCUUUGAUUGUGGACUGCGGCCUUCUGAAACUGCUGGCCGACGACGUGGUCUACUCGGCGCUGAAAGUGAGUGCGGCGCUGGGGUACAUGGCGCCAGAGUACAUAAGCACGGGGCGGUUCACAGAGAAGAGCGACGUCUAUGCCUACGGUGUCAUCAUCCUCCAGGUGCUCUCCGGCAAGACAGUCCUCUCCACGGCCGUGAGAGCGGCAGCAGAAUCCGGGAACGUGGGAGAGCUGAUGGACAUGAAACUUGAGGGGAAGUAUAGUGAAAGUGAGGGCGCUGGGCUCACAAAAUUGGCUUUGGAUUGCACCAAUGAUGAUCCACUAAGUAGACCAACAAUGGAAUGGGUUGUGAGAGAGCUGUCUUCAUUGUUAGUUGAGAGCAUCUCUAAUGUGUAAAUUAUGCUUCAGAGGAGCUAGUAUGAAAUAUAGAACUAAUGUGAUUGAGAAUAAUUCCUAAAUAUGGCAUUACAAAGCUUUGACUUCA
Molecule: messenger RNA, 2137 nt
Organism: Salvia hispanica
Lineage: Eukaryota; Viridiplantae; Streptophyta; Magnoliopsida; Lamiales; Lamiaceae
Product: LRR receptor kinase SERK2-like
Biological process (GO): protein phosphorylation
Molecular function (GO): protein binding; protein kinase activity; ATP binding
Source: RefSeq, a predicted model, not a curated record